This is a messenger RNA of Sardina pilchardus (European sardine), 2049 nucleotides long. RefSeq names its product secretory carrier membrane protein 4 (gene scamp4). Gene Ontology annotation, biological process: protein transport. Lineage: Eukaryota; Metazoa; Chordata; Actinopteri; Clupeiformes; Clupeidae. The coding region runs from base 237 to 935 and encodes 232 amino acids. The transcript is spliced from 8 exons. Gene Ontology annotation, cellular component: trans-Golgi network membrane; recycling endosome membrane. The record is from RefSeq and is a predicted model, not a curated record.
GAUCUUUGGCUACUUUCUUCUCUCUCGGCAACUGAAGGACUGCAUUAUGAACGAAAAUAUGGCGAAAUAGGCUAUUAAACGACGUGAGGACGGAGUCAGCAGCAGAACGAUUCAGAAUCUCAAGACGCAAAAGGUUUCACAGGAUCCACGAGAUUCAUGAGCAGGGCAGGACUGGUGGAUGCAUCUCUGGAAGUUAGCGGACAGAUAGUUUUACUUUUGAAGACUGAGCAAAAAUAAUGACAGAGAGAGUCAACAACUUCCCACCUUUACCUCAAUUUUUCCGCAUAAAGCCUUGCUUCUAUCAGAAUGUGGAAGAGGAGAUUCCACCGCCACAUCGUCAGUUAGUGCGCAGAGUGUACAACCUGUGGAUAUUAUACUCCAUCACGCUUUGUGUGAAUGUGGUGUCCUGCAUCGCAUGGUGGGCAGGAGGAGGCAGCGCAGUCAACUUUGGCUUCGCGCUACUAUGGCUCAUCCUCUUCAGUCCCUGCAGCUACACGUGCUGGUUUAGGCCACUCUACAAGGCCUUCCGGGCUGACAGCUCCUUCAACUUUAUGAUGUUCUUCUUCAUCUUCUUUCUUCAGUGCAUCCUUGCUCUCAUUCAGACCAUUGGGAUCGCAGGCUGGGGAGCCUGUGGUUGGUUAGCCACAGUGUUGUUCUUCAGCACUAGUGUGGGCUCUGCUGUGAUCAUGCUGUUCUCAGCAAUUCUCUUCACUGUCGUUACUGUUCUCAUGGGACUGGUGCUGAUCCGGGUCCACCGGCUGUACCGUGGGGGAGGGGGCAGCAUGGCCCGUGCCCAGGAGGAGUGGAGCUCCGGGGCCUGGAAGUCUGCGGCAGUCAGGGAAGCGGGCUUUAAUGCCAUCGCCGCCGAGUCAGGCGCAAGCCUACCUCAGUAUCCCACUUCUGUGCCAAGCUAUCCAGACAACAGACCAUGGUGAUAAUCUGUGAUGGACAGUAGAUGGCGCUCUUGCCAAAGCGCCAUAUCUCGCACACUCCUCCCUUGCAUGAACGACAUGGGGAGUCAAGUCUUGCUUAUAUCAUCUUGUUUACAUAGAAAGCCGAACUGAAUUGACUGGAUAGGAUUGUUUCAGUUAGCUCUGUACUUGAUGGAAAAACUGGAAUAUAGAUGAUUAUAAAACAAAACACUGCACAGUUUGAGGUGAUCUGUACAGACGUUGUGAUAUUUAAAUUACUUCUAUAAAGCAAAUGAAGUAUUAGGUCCAUGGAUUUCAUAUAAUAGUAAUUUACCCAUUUGUAAUGGCAGCCUUUUGUUUUUAUGGUUUGUAUAAUAAGUCUGGUUAAAUACUUUUGUGCCAUUUCUCUCAAAGAAAUAUUUUGAUCACCUUCUGUAAUCCAUGUAUCGGAUGAAAUUAAUCAGAAGCAUGUCUUAAGAGAGAGAGAGUGAAAAGGCUGGUUCUAAUGUUACGGCAAUUAUCUCUUGCCAGCUUACCAGAUUUCAAAAAUACGAUGUGAUUGGGAUGUUUUGUGUUUAAACUGAUGUUAUGAUAAAAGCUUCUUCAGCAGUCAUCUGACAGCUGCUGGAGAGUGACUUGCCUGUGCAUUGACCAAGCUUGGCCUUAUAUUUCAGUUUGUUGUACUGCAGAGCUAAAAAAAAAAUAUAUAUAUUUGCUUCACUGAUGCCUCUUUAGCUACAAGCUAUGUGCCUGACCACGCUUUGCUGCCUAUUCCUAUUUUGUCUGACAUAGUUUUAUGAUUUGUAUGGCAGUUUUAUGAAAUGUGUUGUUGCACACGUGUGUGUGAGAGUGAGAGAGACUGUGUGUGUGUGUGUGUGUGUGUGUGUUUUCCAUUUCAUAGCAUUGUGUUUACAUUGUGGCUCAGCAUUAGCCACAUAUUUUCACAAUGAUGUUUUUAUUUGCAUUUAAUAUUGUGGUUUUCUGCUCAAUUAAAAUUUACCAUGGCAGUUUAAUACUCUUUCCACUUGUCUCUAAAAAUGCAAUGGUAAUCAGCAUUUCAUGUGAUGAGAUUGCAUUUUUUCCUGCAAUGACUUGACUAAUAAUUGACAUUUCAAUAAACAUUCCUUUUCAAAUCAAA